Molecule: messenger RNA, 2893 nt
Organism: Stylophora pistillata
Lineage: Eukaryota; Metazoa; Cnidaria; Anthozoa; Scleractinia; Pocilloporidae
Biological process (GO): signal transduction
Source: RefSeq, a predicted model, not a curated record
UUCACAGUUGCCCUCAAUACGUUUCUGUGUUUUUCAUUUAAAGCCCUCUUCUUUUGACUGUCUGGCUGGAAGCGCUGCUUAAAAUGUACCAGCGUAUCUUUAAGAUACUCUUUCUUAUUUUGUCUCUUGUUGUGUUCUUUUCCUUCAAGUCUGUACUGGGCAUUUUUCAGUGCAGUAUUGGUCUUGGCGACAAGAGCCUUGCGAGAUCUCCUAUCAAUGUAUUAGCUGUUUUGAACUGUACGCUAAACGGUCGCUCUGCAAACGUCUUUAAGUGGACACUUGAUGGGAAACAAGUCAAGGAGGAGCACACACUGCAGGAUCCAAAGGAAAAUAAGAAAUGGUCCGCUGUUGUUCUCAAAAAUAUGACCAAAGACAUAGAGACAUAUAAAUGCAAAGCGGAACGUGGCAAGGAAAACGCUUCGUGUUCCGUUUCUCCUGCUAAGCCAAAAGCACAAACGUCUGAUUCGGCUGUCAGAAUAGUCGACCUUGGAAAUACACCUGAAUUAGAAUGCAGGGCUUAUGGAUGGCCAGUUCCUCGUGUGUCCUGGUGGCUAAAUGGUUCCCAGAUUCACCAUCUUGACGCCCAGAACACGUACUUAUUACAUCAACAAGCAGUGAACGUAUUGUCUAUGAAAAUACUCAUCGUGCGAGAGGAACAUCAGCAUUCGAAAUUCACUUGCCGUGCUGAUAACGUGUUUGGUACGUCUGAGAGGAGCGUAGAAAUCCAAGUGAGACGAAUUGAUAUGAUCGACUACGGCUAUCGUGAAAAGUUUCCCAUUCCAGCAGUGAUAGGAACAAGUGCUACUCUUGAGUGCAUCUGUACGGAGAAAAACUGUACAGAAGAUACCACUCAGUUUUAUUGGAAACGCAAUGGAACGAUAGUCAGCGAAACACCAAAUAUCAGAUUAUCCCGUGAGGUCUUACGUAGUGGUUUAAAAAUUGCUUUGACGAUACUCAACGUGUCAAAGGCAGACGAAGGAGAUUUUUUCUGCAGAGUAAGCAACUCCAUAGGAUUUGAAGAGAGGCGAAGAACCCUGCAGAUUCUAGCCAGAGGCUUCUUUUCGGGAUCUCCUGCACGUCUGACAUGCAAAGUUUCAUAUCCAGCUGAGUUACUGGAGCCGGACACUUAUUGGAUCUUUAACAACACUAGGAUUCACGAAAAGUCUGCAUUGCAAUACUACCCUAAAUCAUAUGGCCCUCGAGAAGGAGCCAACUCAACAGAGAUGGUUUUGUUUCAGCUUCAGAUGUCUAAUGUAAGCGAUCAAUUCGUUGGGUGGUAUACCUGUGCUGCAGAUUUCAAAAUAAUUCUUGUCAAAGCAAGAGUUUUUGUCACCCUCGAAGGAGAAGAAGGCGAUGAUGAUGAAGGAAUUGCACGCAUUGAGUCUGAUGAAAGUCCGCUGGUCGCCAUCAGCUCCAUUACCGCUGGUGGCGUUAUAAUGGGUUUCAUUGCAGCUUUGUUUGCAUACAGACUUUGCAGAAAAAAGCGCAGUGAUGAAGAACCAUUCUUUGAAACUCCAGUAAAUGGUCGCCAGUUCCGGUAUGAUGUUUUUGUGACGUUCAGCAGCCAGGACCUAAACUGGGUUAAGAAAGAACUCUUGCCGCUCUUGGACAAGCACAAGCUUAAGUACUGUAUCCAUGACAGAGAUUUUCAGGCUGGAAAGCCUGUGGUGGACAACAUGGCAGAGAGCGUGUACACGAGCCGAAAAGUUCUGGCUGUAAUGUCGCACAACUACAUGUCGAGCAAAUUCUGUCGCGGAGAGCUAGAGAUGGCGCUAUAUCGAAGCACAGAGAUGGGCGACUCUUCGGUAAUUGUGGUGCGUAUCGACGGUGUUGACCGGAGCAAGCUUCCCAAGGCCCUUCGCAACAGGACCUUCCUAGAUCAUCAUGACUUCACUGAGAGGAAGAACUGGGAAGAGAGGCUGAUAAAGCAUCUCAAACCGCCUUCACUGGACAAGAACUCGGAGAAAAAAAACUCGGAGAAAACUUAUUCCUUGUUACGUAACGUUACUGAAGCGUGAAGCAAUGAACAAGUUAUAUUGCCGUUUACAAGACUCCCGUUGUAACCAUUGAUUCUUUGGUAGACAUUUCUUUGGAAUCUUUUAGGGCACAGACACUUGAAAAGACAAGACACAGCGACGCAACAUGAACAGGUCGCGUCAGCAAAACGCUCUAAGUCAGAAAAUUUGAAAUUGCUGUGCAUAAAUGGAAAGACAGUUAUUUUUCUUUGAACGGCACUUCGCGCAAAUUCAACUAGUCUGGCAGGGCGGAAAUGGAUCGAAUCAUUUUUUUUUGGUCGCACCGAUCUGCUGGCUACUGAGUCCCAACCCUUUAAGCUAAUGCUUCAUACUUAAUUAAACGUAACUAUGGCAAGAACUUUGUUUUAAUGUUGCCGGUUUUCUGAUCGUCAGAGUAAGAGUAGUCCUGAAGAGGCCUCUGACGUUUUUACAAUUCUAACUGAAGUUAUCAACUGACUUUCUCUGAUGAGGACUUCUGAGCAUUUACCGUAUAUCUUUUUCCUGGCCGUUUUGAUGUCUAAUUUAUCCUACAUUGUUUAAAUUAUUGACACGUCAUGACAGGACGGAAAAUGCGUGCAAUGUAAGUACCUCCCAUUGUCCCAUGGAAAGCCUUAGAAAAAUUUUUUAAGGCUUUGCAUGGGACGAGAGGUACUUACAAUGCACGCAUUUUCCAUCCUGUCAUGUUCAAGUGUAAAACAUAAAACUGUGUGCAAAUUAGGAUAUGCGGUAUUAAGUAGUGCGAAAAUCAUAACUUUACCACACUCGUUUUUACAAGUUUUGCAUCCCGUGAUGCAAUUUGUUUCCUUAGGAAUAUAUAUUUAACAAUUAUUCCACGAGCGCGCGUUGGAUAUGAGAUGAUAGAUAGCCAACGAGGCGCG